Molecule: messenger RNA, 2511 nt
Organism: Rhagoletis pomonella (apple maggot)
Lineage: Eukaryota; Metazoa; Arthropoda; Insecta; Diptera; Tephritidae
Product: methionine--tRNA ligase, cytoplasmic-like
Exons: 2
Coding region: 331-918 (195 amino acids)
Biological process (GO): methionyl-tRNA aminoacylation
Cellular component (GO): aminoacyl-tRNA synthetase multienzyme complex; cytosol
Molecular function (GO): methionine-tRNA ligase activity; ATP binding
Source: RefSeq, a predicted model, not a curated record
UCAGAAGCUAGCAUAAAUGAAAAAAAAUCCAAAGGCUUCCUGGUUCAGUUUAUUAAAAAUUUUUAUUACAUGUUGACGAUUUUUACAUGCAAAAGGCGUUUUUUUGAUAACCAAACUGACGCUUUCUCAAUAUAAUCACCUGGCAACACUGUAUAGCAUGCAUCACAAAAUGAAUUUUUUUCUCGCAGUUUAUUAUCAAGUUGUGCACCUGACAACCAGAUGGUGCUGCUUGCCCUACUCUUAUGAAGGCUCGCAAUUCGCCCAAUCACAUAUGUCAAACGUUGAGCUAAUACCGUAUGUCAAAGUUUUGACACAGCAAUAACUUCCUGAAUGACUGAAAAUUUCAUUCUGGAUUUGGCACGUGGUAAGUUUGUUGUGAUUAUUAAAUUAUUAGUGUUGUUCAAUUCAUUCAUUUCAUUUUCAGAUUCGACAAUUAAGCGUGGCUGUUGCCGGUAUUCCACAUUGGUCAUUUCCGAGCAACAAUUUCAAUUUUUCAAACGAUUUGUAAAAGUCGUGGCAUUGGCGUAUUCGGUAAUGAUGAUUGAGGAAACUGGUAUACCUGCUGAUAUAUGGCGUUUCUACCUUGCUUGUGCGCGUCCCGAAGGACAAGAUUCUAGCUUUAGUUGGAAUGACUUAGCGGCGCGUAAUAAUUCCGACUUGCUAAACAAUCUGGGCAAUUUUGUAAAUCGUGCGUUAGUCUUUUGCGAAAAGAACUUUGAUGGCGUCACACAAGCCAUGACCCUAACCAAGGACGAACUCGUACUUUUGGCACUUAUAAAUCGUGAAGUCCGUGGCUAUGUAAACUCACUUGAAAAGGCCAAAUUACGUGAUGGCAUUCGACAUUUGCUUUCAAUUUCUCGCCAAGGCAAUGGUUAUAUGCAAGCGCAACAGCCGUGGGUGUUACUGAAAGGCAAUUAAAUGCCAAGCAAACUCAGCUGAUAAGCCCGCAUACGGAAAAAGCUACUGAAUCCGAACUGGUCAUAUUUGGCAAAAAAGGCCUUGCAUGGACAAAUUUUAACUAAGGCCAAGAAAAAAAAAGGCAACGGAAAAUAACCUCGUGUGGUGAUUCGCGUCUUGAUUGAGCCUGGUUUGGAGUAGAUUCCACGCUACCCGAUGGAUCAUUUGUCGCUUUUGGCUGAAUUGGCAUAUGGAGCAACUUGUGAUGUCUCGAAUGACAAGUGCUGCAGUUAAAUGAGAUUUUUCCAGGCCGCACCAAAGCCAUCGUUGGUUAAUGGGGAUCUCUGAACUAUUUCCUUGGCCUCCCCCUGAGUUUUUUGCCGGAGGUGAUACAGCUUCUCAACUGGGGUAAGGCGCUUAUUUAGAAUGUAUAUAGCCGUAAACAUAUCCCUAAACGGUGGCCACGAAAGAUAAUCUCCUUUAAAAAUGUCUGUGUCGCAAGGAGGGAGAUGAAUAUUAAGCUCGCGACCUGACUUGUAUUCGCUUUCCUUUUCAGUCUUUGCGAGUUGCUCUAAAAGAUCAGCCAUUGCUGCUUGGCACCGCAAAAAACUGAAGUAGGUGCUUUUAUACUUCUUUUUAAUUGCUGUCAGGUCUUUGGUUUCGAGCUCUUUUGAUGCCCAAAGUUCAUCAUAAGACCCUUUUACCUUUUCCCACAGAGCCUUUAAUUCAUCCUUUUGGAAAGUUAAGGAGUGCUUUGUGUGCUCUGAUGGCUGCAUAGAGUUGUAGUCAGAUUCGAAUUCUGUUACUGAAUCGGCCUGACGAAUAAAGGUGUCCAUUUUUGACCAAAGGCAACUGAAGUGGACGCAAGACAAAAGAUUUCUUUGUGUGAAUCGCCGCUUCGUAGAAAAAGAUUGCCACUAAAAACGCUUAGCCCGAAAUAAGUCUAAUUCUUAUAAGAACAACAAAGGAUAACUUGUGUAUUUAAAAUAACGAUUUAUUUAUUUUCCAGCCAAAUAAGACUGUCGAAUACGUAAUUACGUAUGUGUAUGUGCGUAUAUGCAAAAAUGUGCAAGUCACUCGCCACCCAACUUAUCAAAUAUGUGAUAUACGUGUGUAAAUAAUUGAUAUUCAAAAUAUGCAGUUUAUUUUAAAAAUUUCUUAUGAAGAAAUUGUGUUUGUUUAAGCGCGGCUGUGAUUUUAUGCAACCAACAAAUAAAUGGGGGAAACAACCCAGUGAAGUGAUCAGCAAUAUGUACAAGCGCGCCACUAAUAAUAGACAAGUGCAAUGUGAAAAGAAUCCAAAGGAGUUUCGCAAAAUCUACUUGAAGUUACGCGAUUAAUAAAAUGCAAAUAAAAGUGAAAGCCAGUAAAAUGAGAAAAUACUAAAUUCUGUGCUUUGCAAGAAAGGGAUAAAUUUUAUCAAUCUUGUGCUUCGGUAAAUGCGACUGGUAUUUUUACACAAACAACACCGUAUCACGAAUCAAAAUGGACGUUCGCGCAAUUCGUUAAUGUUAGCCGGUACCCCACUAAAACGUGAAAAGUGUUCUAAUUUUUAUUUAAAAAAAAAUAAUAAGCACUGAGUGUUUUCUCUUCUUUUUUGCUUUACACAAUAAU